Molecule: messenger RNA, 1689 nt
Organism: Cucurbita pepo subsp. pepo (vegetable marrow)
Lineage: Eukaryota; Viridiplantae; Streptophyta; Magnoliopsida; Cucurbitales; Cucurbitaceae
Product: putative WD repeat-containing protein C2A9.03
Molecular function (GO): protein binding
Source: RefSeq, a predicted model, not a curated record
GUGCGGGUGUAAACUUUUGUACCCAAUAUGUCCAGUUAUCAUGGGGAUGAUACUGAUUACAUGGCUGAUGAGUACGAAAUGGAAGACAUAGAUGAUGAUAUGGAUGAUGAGUAUCAUGAUAGAGAAGUGGAAGGCUCAGAUUCUGAUGCUGAUGAAUUCCAUUCGAGUAGUAGAAUAGUUGAUACCACUGCAGCUCAAGCGAGAAGAGGAAUAGACAUUCAAGGGAUUCCUUGGGAGAGGCUUAGCAUUACUAGAGAGAAGUACAGGAAAACUAGGCUUGAACAGUACAAGAACUAUGAAAAUAUCCCAAAUUCAGGAGAAGGGUCAGAGAAGGAUUGCAAGGCUACGGGGAAAGCACAUUCAUACUAUGACUUUUAUCGAAAUUCAAGAUCUGUGAAAUCGACCAUUCUUCAUUUUCAGUUGAGGAACUUAGUAUGGGCAACAUCAAAGCAUGAUGCAUACCUUCUAUCACAUUUUUCUGUAAUUCAUUGGUCAUCAUUAUCGUGCACCAAGUCUGAAGUACUCAAUGUUUCGGGCCAUGUGGCACCUACAGAGAAGCACCCUGGGAGCUUAUUAGAGGGAUUUACACAGACACAAGUCAGUACACUUGCAGUGAAAGAUAAUCUACUUGUUGCUGGGGGAUUUCAGGGAGAACUUAUUUGCAAGAAUCUUGACCGCCCAGGUGUUAGUUUUUGUUCCAGAACAACUUACGAUGAUAAUGCUAUAACUAAUGCUGUUGAGAUAUAUAGCAGCGCUAGUGGUGCAGUUCAUUUCACUGCUUCUAAUAAUGAUUCUGGAGUCAGAGAUUUUGAUAUGGAGAAAUUUCAGCUUUCCAAGCACUUCUGUUUUCCUUGGCCAGUUAAUCAUGCUGCCUUGAACCCAGAUGGUAAACUUCUUGUGAUUGUUGGUGACAAUCCUGAAGGCUUAUUGGUGGACUCACAAACUGGAAAGACAGUUGCACCUCUAUGUGGACACUUGGAUUUUUCAUUUGCAUCGGCAUGGCAUUCAGAUGGCAUUACCUUUGCCACUGGAAACCAGGACAAAACUUGCAGAAUUUGGGAUGUAAGAAACUUAUCAAAGUCAGUAGCUGCUCUGAAAGGCAACCUCGGAGCCAUUCGAUCCAUCCGCUAUUCCUCGGAUGGUCAGUACAUGGCAAUGGCAGAACCAGCAGACUUCGUGCACGUGUUCGACGUGAAAAGCGGGUACGAGAAAGAGCAAGAAAUAGACUUCUUUGGAGAGAUCUCAGGUGUGUCGUUUAGUCCAGACACAGAGUCACUUUUCAUUGGAGUAUGGGAUCGAACAUACGGGAGCCUACUCGAGUACCAUAGACGAAGAAAUUACAGUUACCUAGAUUCGUUGUACUGAGAUCGAAAGAGUAAAAGAAAAGGAAAGAAACUCGGGGGAAUAAUAAUAAGAUGGGGUGGGGUGAAAGUGAAAAUUGUUUAAUUAACAUAGUAAGAUGUAGUAAAAUUUGUUGUAAUUUGUUAAAGUGUAUAUUUAUUUAGUGUGGUGUGAAACAAUAGGGUUAUAUGUAUUAUGAUGAUGGUGAUGAUGAUGAUUUGAUGACACUUUGGUUUGGAAGGGACAAUUUGAGUGUAUGCUGAAGGGGGAGUGUAAGUAAAGAAAGGCUUGUGGGGGAUGGCAUGGUAAAUUAAUAGAUGGCCAGGGUGUCUGUCACCUUUUUGCAUA